Molecule: messenger RNA, 1539 nt
Organism: Myripristis murdjan (pinecone soldierfish)
Lineage: Eukaryota; Metazoa; Chordata; Actinopteri; Holocentriformes; Holocentridae
Exons: 2
Coding region: 561-965 (134 amino acids)
Source: RefSeq, a predicted model, not a curated record
AGGUCUAAUAUUGAGAUGAUUUCAGAUUUCAGAUUAUUCGCGUAAUACUUAAUAGACUAGGAAAACCCACCCAAACAUGCUUUCAUAGCCCUACAGAUCUAGGACGAUUGGAAGAAGAAAAAAAAAAACAUGACAACUGACGGAUACACCUUUAAUACAUACAGCCCUUCAUUCAGAUGCUGAGGCGAGCAGCAGACGGCCGCAGGGACGCUUCUGGAAGCUGAGCAGCUCGCCCAUAUUUCUUCCUUACAUUUUGACAUCUUCCUGCAAGCUACAUACGUUUUUUUUUCCAUUGCUAAUACUUUGAUUAGUGCGUUCCUGGCUUCAGUGAGAGCGGAUUGCGGCAGCCCGUCCUGGAUGAACGGAGCUCAGCAUCACAUCUAGUGUGAAAUGCGUCACCGCCAUCCGGCUCUCCCAGCUCCGCAGACCUGCUCCUCACCUCCGGCCUCUUCCACAUAGCCUUCUCACCAGGGAGCCAGAUGGGCCGGGCCGAGUCACCGCGCUGAGCCCGGACAACAGGACAGGGUACCGGGGGCAGAGCGACACACGAGCCGGGGACGAUGGAAGGAAUGAAAGCGAGUCCCCCUGAUGCCGCAGGGCUGCCCCGCUGCCACGACGUCUCCCGGGGCAACGGCACCUGCCUGGAGCAGGUCAGCCUCCCGCCGCUCUUCUCCUCCACGCUCGCUCUCCUCGUGCUGGUGGUCGUGCUCGUGGGGAUCAUAUUCGUUUCCUUGGUAACGUUCCAUUUCCAUAAGAGGAAGCUCCGGAAUAGGAAGAUCCAGCGCGCGCAGGAGGAGUACGAGCGCGACAGCGACAGCCCCGCGCGCGCCAGAGGGGGCGCGGAGCCCGCGAGGCCGUGCAUCAUCGUCCGCGCGGUCAGGUGCGAGGAGAAGGCCGCGCGCGCCACAGAGGAGAGCCAGGACGUCCCCGCGCCGCCGGACGGAGCCGCUCCUCGUGACCAUUAAUACAGCUCAACUUCAGGGAAUGAAACUCUGGAAUACUAAACAGGAAAAGCAAUAGAACAAAAAAAGAACAUCUCCAUCCAUCUCUGCUGCUUGUAGAUGACAGAAAUAGGAAAAUUAAUGUAGAAUAUUGAGCAGAGUAGCCCUGACUGCAGUGUCAGUAGUAGUUUAGCUAUCACAUUUAUUGAAGAAGUAGAUGUCCAAAUUAAUAUUAUGUAGAGGCUAGUGCAGCAGUGGCGCGUCGCUGCAGAUGGAGACAAAUGAAAGGGAAAAGGCAGCCCGAGGUGUUGAAGGUGGUGGGUCACCAGAACCGCUUCAGGGCUCCUGGGCAGGGACUUCCAAGUCUCUACUGGAGGCAGGGAACACCAUCCUUUCUUUAAAAAAAAAAAAAAAAAAGGUGCAGAAAUGUGAUUACAAAACAAGUGAAGAGAAAUACAGAGACAAAGAUAGAGCUUGUACAAAAUGAGACAAAAGCCAGUGAUGAUAUCAGAGCAGCAAAACCAAACUGAGGAAUUCAACACGUUUACAACACGCGUUCAAACUAGUGGAAGACUAGAGGCAAAAGGGGGAAAAAAGA